AUGAAUAUCUCAAUCAAGGAGAGCCUAGAACACGUUUGCAGGGUGUUCAACUUUUUUGGCAUAGACUACAUAACGGCAGAUUUGCUCAGAAGAGGAAAGUACGAGAAAAAUGGGAAGAGGAGGAAGAAGGUUAUCAUUUGUUACAACUUUCUCAUUAAUGAUUUGUCCCUACUGUAUUGUUUUGGCUUUAAGAGGAGGUUCAAACCGACCUACAGCGCGUACGUAGAGAAAGAAAUUUCCAGGGUGGAGCAUGAAAUAUUUUCCAGGGGAAAGGAUGAUUCGGGGUGUACUACAUCGGGAAGGAAAAUCCCCUCAGGUUGGAAUGGCGACGUAGGAAAUACUCCCUGGGGAGAAGAAUGCACCUACCCUAAUGACGAAGACGAAACAGAUGAUGAAGAUGGAAAUGGAGAAGACAACUUCGUGGAAGAACUAGGAAUGGAUAAUGCUCCUUAUGUAGAUAACCUUAAUAUAAUCUCCCCCAUGGCUGUGCUUCUUCUUGAAUAUUUUGAGUACCCCAGACUGUUCCACCUUCUUAAGUGCAAUUUUCAAAUGUGUAAGGAGCUCCUCCUAUGUAUUGGGUUCCUAAUCGACUGCACCAAAUUAUUUGAGCACUAUGAUAAGAGGCAGACAUUUUAUGAGUCUUUUUUCCGGGAUCUCAGAUGUGGUAUGAAGCCAAGGGGAGGACGAAGUACCUCUACCCGACAGAGAACAAACCAGAUGCAGGAAAAAACGAUGGAAAAGUCAAACGAAGAAGAGGAAGAUUACUUUCACGUAAUAAAUGAAGCCAUGCUUCUGCUUUCGAACCGACCCUACGAUUUGGAACUUUUCCAGUAUAGACACAUGUACAAGUUUCUGAAUGAGCAAAAAGGUAGAACCCAAAUAAGGGGUGACAGAAAAAUCAAGGGGCAUGAACCCUUAGGAGGAGAGUUCAGAAGACCGAGUGAACAUAGCGAAAAUGAGUACUUAAAAAAGAGGAACACCAUGUUCUCUGCAAAACGGGAGAGUGAACCCUUCAGUCAGAAGAAAAGCAUAUGUACGAAGGUGUACGACGAUUGUGUCGACCCGGAGGGAUGGGAUUCACCUAAGGGGGAUGCAACUUCCAUGGAAGAGGAACUCACUUUAGAGGAAUACGUAACCUACGACUACGCAACAUACCAAGAAAAUUUCAUCGAUAGAUAUGGGCGCACUUCCGGUAUGUUGGAAGACUUAACAGAGGGGGCUUCAACAGGAAGUACUUCCAACCGAAGCAACGGAAGUGAAAACUUGCGCGUGGUCGCAGAUGACGAUGUCAAAAUGUAUAUCCCUGAGUUGACACGAAACGUCAACAAGCAUACCAGUCAGUUGAUACAACUACAGAGGAAAAUAAGACAACGCAUAAACCAUAUGGAACAUUUAGACAAAAACCGACUCCUCUUGUUUCACAAAUUCAACUCGUUAGUGAGUACCUACAUGGAGUCACACAAUGUCGUCGUUAACAUUGCAGAUUUGGACGACCUCAGUAAUUCUAUUGAAGGAAGAAAGUGUCCCGAUAGGGUCAGAGCAAUGGGGAGUAAAAACACAAAAGUGGACCUCAUGCAUAAUGCCAUGUUCACCGUGCAAGUCGAUUUCGAAAGGGACAGAGAAAAUGUGAAAAAUAAAUUAUGCACACAAGGAACGGGUGUCAACAAAGAGAGCGCGUUUUCGAACAGAGGAAAUAACUCUGUAGGAGGAGGGGGGGCGUCGCCUUGUCGUGGUGGACACCCCGUAAAUCACAGCAACAAUGUAGAGGAAGAACCAUUCGAUGAUGUAAACUACGAACAUGUGCUAACCGAUAAAAUAACCAUUAAUGAGUUCUUCCUAUUGAAUGAUCCGGCAUUGUAUAAUAGAGUCUGCCACGUGUAUAAGAACGGCGUGAACCUUUUCCACGUUGAACAACUACGGGCUGUGUUUUGGCUGUGGCUUCAGUCAAUCUUUCCGGAUGAUGUUGAGGGGGAGGAAGAGGCGGAGAGCGACGAUGCAUCUGCCCCCGUCGACCUUUUUGACUUAAAUAACCACAAGUUCUUUUACGACAACGUCGUGGCGCCCCCCGAGCCGGAGAACCUCUCCAUCCACGUGUUAAGUGACCUGAACAAUUUCGAACAGAACUUUAAACUGGUGAAGGAGUACCUCCUGGACAAGGGGUGCACCAUCGGGUACAACAAAAUGACGACCAAGGCGGGGGGAAAGCCAUCGGACCAUACAACAAAACUGAGCAGUAUGAUCAAAUACGUGAACAACCUGCAUGAAGAAUUCGUUGCCUACUGCAACUAUAAAAAGAAGGCAAAGGAAGUGAGUGACGAAAUGUUCGUUGAUUUUCUGGAGACCAAGAAAAAAAGUAUGACCAUCACUUCAAGCGUCGAGAAAGAGGACUACACCAACCUGGCCAAUGUUGUCAACAGGCACCUCAUCGGUAUAGAUAAAAUUCUAAGGUAUAACCCCAUUUUAAAUUUCUCCAACGUGAUCGAAGGAAUUAAAAGCCAGAGUUUCAUUCGGACGGAAGUAGAUAUCUCCCGAUUGGACUCACAAGAUUGGCACGACAUGUACGUUUUUCAUAGAAGAAAACGUAUGGGGCCCAGUCACCCUGGGGAAGACAGCACAAGUAGGACUGACCCCCUUCCCCCAAACCAUGUAAUAAACUUCAUGACCAAAUCAAAGUAUCAAAUAAAUACAAAACCCAAGACAUACGCAUCGACCAUUUUUAACUACUCCGAUCAGUUUAUAUCGAACAAUGAUAUUUAUUCCUUUUCGGAAAAUGUUAGCAAGUCGGGGAAGGAGUUUGGUGUUUUUGUAAAGGGCAAGAGGGACAAGUGCAAGCACAACUUCUAUCACAUCUUGCGCAAGGUGGAGCGCUACAUGAGUUGCGUCGCGUACAACUUGUAG
Plasmodium knowlesi strain H is the source of this 2898-nucleotide messenger RNA. RefSeq names its product conserved Plasmodium protein, unknown function. The transcript is spliced from 2 exons. Lineage: Eukaryota; Apicomplexa; Aconoidasida; Haemosporida; Plasmodiidae. The record is from RefSeq and is a predicted model, not a curated record. Bases 1 to 2898 code for a protein of 965 amino acids.